Messenger RNA from Dipodomys ordii (Ord's kangaroo rat), 1953 nucleotides. RefSeq names its product 1-aminocyclopropane-1-carboxylate synthase homolog (Arabidopsis)(non-functional) (gene Accs). Bases 48 to 1556 code for a protein of 502 amino acids. NCBI's taxonomy places the organism in Eukaryota, Metazoa, Chordata, Mammalia, Rodentia, Heteromyidae. The transcript has 15 exons. Gene Ontology annotation, molecular function: transaminase activity; pyridoxal phosphate binding. Gene Ontology annotation, biological process: amino acid metabolic process; biosynthetic process. The record is from RefSeq and is a predicted model, not a curated record.
CAGAGACAUUCCAGAGCCAAAGAGACGGACCAGCGGCCUAUCUCCAAAUGUUCACCCCUGAUCCAAAGGACCCCCCAGCACCUCCCACUUGUCUGGGCUCUGCCUCCACCCAGGACAUGGCGAGUAGCUGUCAGGAUGGCCGGGAAGAGGAAUGUCCCAGAGAACCAGAUCCCAAGCGCUUGAAGCUCUAUGGAGUGGGUAAUCCCAUUUCCAUGUUCUCCUCUGACAGCUCCUGCCUGUCCUUUCGAGGGAGAGUCAUCAAAUGGUUCUGGGACUCAGCUGAGGAGGGCUACAGGACCUUCCACAUGGAUGAGUACGAUGAGGACAAGAACCCCAGUGGCAUCAUUAAUCUGGGCACCAGUGAGAACAAACUCUGCUUUGAUCUGCUGUCCCAUCGGCUGAGUCAGAGUGAUAUGUUGUGGAUAGAGCCGUCCUUGCUGCAGUACCCCGACUGGAGAGGGCAUCUGUUUCUCCGAGAGGAAGUGGCUAAGUUCCUGUCUUUCUACUGCAAGAGCUCAGCACCCCUCAAGCCAGAGAAUGUGGUCGUUCUAAAUGGCGGUGCCUCUCUCUUCUCUGCUCUGGCCACAGUGCUGUGCGAAGUAGGAGAGGCUUUCCUGAUUCCCACCCCUUACUAUGGAGCCAUUACCCAGCACGUCUAUCUCUAUGGCAGUGUCCGACUGGUCUAUGUCUACCUGGACAGCAAGGUUACUGGGCAAGACACACGUCCCUUCCAGCUUACAGCAGAGAAGUUGGAGUUGGCCCUGCAAGGAGCUAAUGCUGAGGGUGUGAAGGUCAAAGGCCUUAUCCUUAUCAACCCCCAGAAUCCUCUGGGUGACAUCUAUUCCCCCAGAGAGCUACAGGAGUUCUUGGAAUUUGCUAAAAGGCAUGAGCUACACGUGAUUGUGGAUGAGGUCUAUAUGCUGUCUGUGUUUGAAGAAUCACUUGAGUACCGAAGUGUCUUAAGCCUGGAAAGGCUGCCAGACCCCCAGAGGACCCAUGUGAUGUGGGCGACAAGCAAGGACUUCGGCAUGUCUGGGAUGCGCUUUGGUACUCUGUACACAGAAAACCAGCACGUGGCUACUUCUGUGGCUUCCCUCUGCCGCUAUCAUGGUCUCAGUGGCCUGGUGCAGUACCAGAUGGCACGGUUGCUCCAGGAUCGUGACUGGAUCAGCCAUGUGUACCUGCCAGAAAACCAUGCCCGCCUCAAGGCAGCCCACACCUAUGUCUCAGAAGAGCUCAAGGCCCUGGGGAUUCCCUUCUUGAGUCGUGGGGCAGGCUUCUUUAUCUGGAUUGACUUGAGAAAGUACCUUCACAUGGCCACCUUUGAGGAGGAAAUGCUACUCUGGCGCCGAUUUUUGGAUAACAAAGUACUUCUGUCCUUGGGCAAAGCCUUUGAGUGUCAAGAGCCCGGCUGGUUCCGAGUGAUCUUCUCAGAUAAGGCCCAACGGCUUCGCUUGGGCAUGCAGAGGAUCCGACAGGUCCUUGAAAGCAAAUCUCAAGUUUCAGAAGAUAAUCUUCCUUGCCCGAAUAAGAAGCUGCAUGAUCAGCCCCGAUGAACUGUCUACUUACUGCCCCUGACCUGCACAGGCAGGAGCUGCAGAAGACUGACUGGAUGAGCCAUCUCUCAGCAGGAUUCCCACCUUAGCCCUAUCUCUGAUGACUUGCUUCCUGCCUUUGCCAGUGGCGUCAGGAAACUCUAUAAGCUGAGAUUCAUCCUUGGCCGGCUUUCCUUAUUCAGUAAGACUGGAGUCAGCCACUUGGCUCUGUUGUGAGUAGUUUACAAUGUGGGAAGUCGUGACUCCUGCUAACCACAGCCUUCAGCCUCCUGAGGAUGUGAGAGCAAACAAACAACAUGUACCUUCUUUGUGAUGGUGCCUUUGUGCCUUUUUCUUUGUUGCUAUGGAAACAAGCACAAGGAAACAGUGCCCAUAGAGAGAAUACCAAAGAAUAAAA